CUCUGCCUCCUUCUCCAACCGCCAACGGCCGCCUGCGCCUGAGGCCCGGCCCGCGCCCCCUCCCGCUCGCUCCACGCUGCGGCAGCCCCGGCGGCCCCCAGGUGCGCGGCCCCCGCCAUCCCGCCCCGCCGCCCUGCGCCAUGGAGGAGGGCCCUCUGCCGGGCGGGCUGCCCAGCCCCGAGGAUGCGAUAGUGACGGAGCUCUUCAGCCCCGAGGUUCCUUUCGUUUCGGAGAACAUCGGCCUGAAGGCCCCCGUGAAGCACGAGGAGGACGAGUUCCACGUCUUCAAAGACGCGUACCUGGGCCCGGCGGACCCCAAGGAACCCCUCCUGCACGCGUUCAACCCUGCGCUGGGCGCCGACUGCAAGGGCCAGGUCAAGGCGAAGCUCGCGGUGGGCGACAGCGACGGCGGAGAGCUCCUCGGGGAGUACCCCGGGAUGCCAGAGCUCAGCGCGCUGGAGGACGUCGCGCUCCCGCAGGCCCCGCAGCCUCCCGCCUGCAACGUGCACUUCCUGUCCUCGCUGCUGCCCGCGCACCGCAGCCCGGCGGUGUUGCCCCUGGGCGCCUGGGUCCUGGAAGGAGCCGCCCACCCGGGCGUCCGGGUGAUCCCAGUUGAAAUCAAGGAAGCAGGUGGUACUAUUACAAGUAAUAAUACGGAAGAAGCAACUUUGCAGAAUCUUCUUGCUCAGGAAUCCUGUUGCAAGUUCCCAUCGUCUCAGGAACUAGAGGAUGCCUCCUGCUGUUCUCUUAAGAAAGAUUCCAACCCAAUGGUGAUAUGCCAAUUGAAAGGGGGCACACAAAUGCUAUGUAUAGACAAUUCUGGAACAAGAGAACUAAAAGCACUCCAUUUGGUUCCUCAGUAUCAAGAUCAAAAUAAUUAUCUGCAGUCAGAUGUCCCUAAACCAAUGACUGCUUUAGUAGGGAGAUUUUUGCCAGCAUCAACAAAAUUAAAUCUCAUUACACAACAACUUGAGGGAGCCUUACCAUCGGUAGCCAACGGGUCUGCUUUCCCCUCGGGAUCAACUCUUCCAGGACCACCAAAAAUAACUUUGGCUGGGUACUGUGACUGCUUUGCCAGUGGGGACUUUUGCAACAACUGCAAUUGUAAUAAUUGUUGCAACAACUUGCAUCAUGAAAUUGAACGGUUUAAAGCCAUUAAGGCAUGUCUUGGUAGAAAUCCAGAAGCUUUCCAGCCAAAAAUUGGGAAGGGCCAGUUGGGCAAUGUCAAGCCCCGGCACAACAAAGGGUGCAACUGCAGGAGGUCAGGCUGCCUGAAGAAUUACUGCGAGUGCUAUGAGGCCAAAAUUAUGUGUUCUUCUAUUUGCAAAUGCAUUGGUUGCAAAAAUUAUGAAGAAAGCCCAGAACGAAAGACACUAAUGAGCAUGCCAAACUACAUGCAGACUGGAGGUUUGGAAGGCAGCCAUCAUCUGCCACCAAUGAAAUUUUCAGGACUUCCAAAAUUCGGUCAAGAUAGGCGGCCUUCCUCAUGCAUCUCCUGGGAGGUGGUGGAGGCCACAUGCGCCUGCCUGCUGGCUCAGGGAGAAGAGGCCGAGAAAGAACACUGCUCCGAGUGCCUGGCAGAGCAGAUGAUCCUGGAGGAAUUUGGAAGUGUUGGCCACUUAGAGGGUGUUGAGGAAACUCAAGUACAAAUGCAGCAGAGACAGAAGUGUGGCUGCCGGACCCAGGCACUGGGCACAUAAGCGAGCAAGCAACCAGGGAGGAAGCUGUCUUUUGUGGAGCUGUGUCUGGAACAGGCUAGUUGCAAACACAGCCACAGGAAGCCACAGAGGAGAAAAGGAAGACUGAAUUCUUCCCCUUUGCAAUUCCCUUUGGACCCUUGGGAUCCAGAGUCUGUGGCAGAAAACCAGAGUCCCGUCAGCAUCGCGGCGAGCAGGGAGGCGCACUGCUGGGGGAGCCACCUGGCCCCCUUCACCCUUGGGAGCUGGAAGGUGACCUGGAAAUGGGGACUUUGGGAGCUGCCUCUGGGAGGACUGCCUCCAUCCUGCUGUCCCUCUCGGCAACACCGCCAACAGCAAGAUCUGCCAGCCACAUGAGUAAUGUUAAAGUUUCUAGUAGCUGCAUGUAAAACUUUGAAAAGGAGCAGGUAAAAUUAGUCUUAAUAAUCUUUUAUUUAUCCCAGUGUACCCAAAAUACUAUCGUUUCAAUGUGUAAUCAAAAUGAAAAUGAUUGAGAUUUCACAUUCCUUUAUGUAUACCCAAUAUUUGAAAUGCAGGGUGUCUUGUACUCACAGCAGGUCUCAGCUGGCACCAGCCACACCUUAAGGCUUCGGGUGCCUCAGCACAGCCCUGGGGCACCGAAUGGAGGGAGGAAAAGGGAACAAUGUCCUCCAGCAUUCUCCUGAGGCAAAGGGCUGCCUAGGGAGGUUCUGAACCAGGUGUGGCCCACCCGCGGAGCCCGGAGAAAGUGUGAGCAGGGAACUCAGUGGGGGGCUGGGGAUACAGGCCCCCCACAUUGCACGGGAGCCCGCCCUGAAUCCUGGGCUCCUAUGGAGAAGGAGCCUGUGCUGGCCAAGGAUGCUCUGACUGUGGCCAGGUGUACUGAGCUAACACCUGGAGGUGAGGGAAGAGCCAACCUGGGCAGGCACGAGCCCUGCAGGGUCUUCCAGCAGAGAAGAAUUCACUGAGUAGGUGCCGCUUGCAGGGAAUCCCGUCUGAGAAGUGAAAGCCGAGAUAUAGACGUGGAUAAAGCCACUAUGCUGACCAGAGACAGUACAGAAGAUGACUAAAAAGCUAGAAAAUCACAUCUCUUAUGUGUCUGGUGGAGAGCCAGUGCUAUUUUAAAACGAUAUACAAAUUAACAUAUCAUGUUCUUAUUUGAGAGUGUAGCUGUGCAAAUUUAACCAUAU
This is a messenger RNA of Pongo pygmaeus (Bornean orangutan), 2866 nucleotides long. It is a transcript of the gene TESMIN, whose product is annotated as testis expressed metallothionein like protein. Gene Ontology annotation, cellular component: nucleus. Bases 141 to 1700 code for a protein of 519 amino acids. The record is from RefSeq and is a predicted model, not a curated record. Gene Ontology annotation, biological process: regulation of DNA-templated transcription. The transcript has 12 exons. NCBI's taxonomy places the organism in Eukaryota, Metazoa, Chordata, Mammalia, Primates, Hominidae.